CUCCCAUCACGUGCAAUGCCAAAGGGAAAUAGCCGCUUACCUAAUGUUCGGAAGGUGCAGGAUCACCAACGCGGACUAAAGGCCUCGCACAUAAACAGCAACCUUGAGAGGCCAUCCACAUGCACCGUGGCCAGAAGACGUCACAUUACGGUCCUCAUCCCCACUCAAACCCCUCCGGCCUCGACAAACACUCAGCUAACCCAGACUAUCCUCUUGACUUGGCAGCCUCACUGAUCUCGAUUUACAACAACCACCCUGCGGCGCAAUGCCCUCAGCAACCGCAUCUGGUGCGGAUGCGAAGCCCAAUGGCACCGCCAAAUCGCGGGAUCACAAUCAGGGAAAUCAGGAUAGGAAAUACACGGUUGAGCAAAAGAGUGCGGUUUUAAGGGUCCGGAGGUGUCCGCCGACCGCGUUUUACGACAUCCUGGGACUGGAGGAAGUGAAGACGACUGUCACAGAUACGGAGAUAAAGAAGGCAUACAGGAAAUUAAGUCUGCUCACCCAUCCCGAUAAGAAUGGCCACGAGCACGCAGACGAGGCUUUUAAGAUGGUGAGCAGGGCUUUCGGAAUUCUGGGUGAUGCGGAAAAGCGGGCGAAGUUUGACAAGUAUGGAGGUGAUCCUGAUAGUCGAUUUGGCGGUGGGGCGCCGCAACAGAGUCCAUUCUCUGGAUUUGGGGGACGAACGCCCAGCUCGAGAGCUGGAGGGGGAGGUUCGAUGUUUGAGGAGGAAAUAAGUCCUGAAGAAAUGUUCAAUAGAUUCUUUGGUGGAGGUGGCGGCGGAUUUGGCCCCUUCGGUGGUGGUGGAGUGUUCGACGCCGGCCCGCAAUUUGUCUUCAAUCUGGGAGGGGGGCCUGGCAUCAGAGUGCACCAGUUUGGUGGAGCAAGACCUCGAAGAAGGCCACGAGAUCCAAACGCGCCCCCAGAACCUCCGGCCUCUCUGCAGACAAGGCUCAUGGGGUUAUUACCCCUGCUGUUCAUCUUGAUAUUGCCCAUAAUCUCAUCGCUCUUCUCUGGAUCUGGAUCUGCAGCAACUGGUCCCUCGAUGCGAUUCGACCGUGCUGUUCCACCGCAUACCCUUCACCGGCAUACCUCGCGAUUGAAAGUUGACUACUAUAUCAACCCUACUGAAGUAGAGAGUUGGUCGGCUUCGCAAUUUGCAAAACUCGACCAAAGGGCAGAAAUCAACUUCGUGCAGCGCCUGGGUGAAGAAUGUCAUCAAGAGGAAGUUGCAAAGCAGCAGUUAUAUAAUGAAGCACAAGGGUGGUUUUUCCAAGACCCGGAGAAGAUGCAACGGGCCAGAAACAUGGAAAUGAAGAGCUGCAGGAGACUCGACAGCAUGGGGGUUGCUAGAAAUAACUAUUGAAGGAGCUUGACCAUAUUUUCGUUGUACAUUUUGAGGCCUGUCUAUGGUAAGCAUGGCGUUUGGGACUGCAGCAUUCUGGGGCGAGUUAGUGGAUGACCUGGGUUUCCAAGGUUGCAUUGUGCCAUAAUAGACAAAUCGUCCUAUCGAUACCAAUGAACCCGUGGCCUUCCUUUUGAAUGUACAGAUUUAGACUCGAAAACAGCGACUCGGUCUGCGCUUCUCUUGGUGAACUUGGUCUGAACCAGUACUUGUGAACCUUUCAUCUGUAGGUAAGAGCACAUGGCUGCCAAUGUCCCCUGCAUGAUCCGGACAUUGAUAUUUCCAUCGA
Molecule: messenger RNA, 1691 nt
Organism: Hyaloscypha bicolor E
Lineage: Eukaryota; Fungi; Ascomycota; Leotiomycetes; Helotiales; Hyaloscyphaceae
Product: ER associated DnaJ chaperone
Exons: 3
Coding region: 266-1363 (365 amino acids)
Biological process (GO): cellular response to misfolded protein
Cellular component (GO): endoplasmic reticulum membrane
Molecular function (GO): Hsp70 protein binding
Source: RefSeq, a predicted model, not a curated record